AUGGUCCAGCAGGGUGUCUUCGGAAGACCUCUCCCGCAAACAGCAUCGCACGAAGGUUCGGGCACAGUCGUGAAGGUCGGAAGCGAUGUGAAGGACUUCAAGGUUGGCGACCGUGUUAUGUGCGGUCUGCCUCUGCACCCAUGCGGCCACUGCGGUGAUUGUCUAGGGCCAGAGACCAAUCGACAGUACUGUACCCAAAUCGAAGGACAUAUUGGUGUCCAGACCAACGGAUGCUUCGCCGACUAUGUCAAGUGCGACAGUCGAUCGACCACCAAGCUCGCAGACUCCGUCUCUUUCAUGUCCGCUGCUCCUCUUGCAUGCGCCGGCCGAACGGUCUAUCGAAGCGUGUUGAAAACUGGUCUCAAGAGCGGCGAGUGGGUCUCGUUCGUGGGAUCUGGUGGUGGCUUGGGGCAUCUUGGUAUUCAGUUCGCAAAGGCUCUUGGUAUGAAGGUCAUCGGUGUAGAUGCAAGAGAUGAAGGUCUGGAGCUAAGCAAGAAGUACGGUGCAGAUGUGGUCGUCGAUGCACGCAAAGGAAAGGAGGGGGUUGUGAAGCAAAUCCAAGCGGUUACGCGUGGUCAAGGAGCCGAUAGCACGGUGGUGCUUGCGGACCACAAGGAUGCCUGUGCGUUGGGCUGCGCGUCGACCAAGAUGCACGGGACUCUUGUCCAAAUCGCCCAACCGGACAUCAUCGAGAUUCCCUUCCCGGAGAUCAUCUUCAGAGACAUUCGAAUUGUCGGAUCUUUAAUCUCGAGCGCAGAUGAGUCGGCAGAGAUGAUGAAGGUGAUCGCAGAGCAUGGAAUCUCGGUCACCACACAUCCGUUCCAGGGCCUAGACAAGAUCCAUGAGUUGACCGAGCUCGUGCAUAGCGGCAAGCUGAAGGGCAAGGCUGUCAUUGUCGUCGACCCGCAGCAACUCGAGGAGGAGAAGAAGAUUGGUGCCAAGUUCUAG
Messenger RNA from Pseudocercospora fijiensis CIRAD86, 948 nucleotides. RefSeq lists its product as uncharacterized. Lineage: Eukaryota; Fungi; Ascomycota; Dothideomycetes; Mycosphaerellales; Mycosphaerellaceae. The record is from RefSeq and is a predicted model, not a curated record. The transcript has 2 exons. The coding region runs from base 1 to 948 and encodes 315 amino acids. Gene Ontology annotation, molecular function: oxidoreductase activity.